GAGAACUCCACCGAUGGAAUACGCCGGAUAAUGGAUUUAGACAUUGGAAUAAGCGACACAGCCCGCGUCUGUGAAUUGUCUUUGGGCUAAAACAGAAAUUUGAUGGGUGUUUCUCAUGUGAAAUUAACAUAGUAGCACUCUCAGUGCGGCGCGCCCUGCGUGCGCUUUUGUUGGUUGUUGGAGAACCGCGCGGUCACAUUUCAGCAGAUACUACCGAGCACAGGAUGGCCGAGAGUCCAGACGAAAUCAGCAGCCACGACGGUCAGAGCCCGGAACAGACUUUUAACCACAGAUCCUCCAUGUGGGUCCGUUUGAACGUCGGCGGCACGUGUUUUCUGACCACCAGACAGACCCUCUGCAGGGACCCCAAAUCAUUCCUGUUCCGACUGUGCCAAACGGACCCAUAUCUGGAUUCAGAUAAGGAUGAAUCUGGGGCAUAUUUGAUUGACAGGGAUCCCAUGUAUUUUGGGCCUGUACUCAAUUACCUGAGACAUGGCAAACUGGUCCUUAACAAGAACCUGACAGAGGAGGGAGCUCUUGAAGAGGCGGAGUUCUACAAUAUUAUAUCAUUAAUUAAACUCAUCAAAGACAAGAUCAGUGAAAGAGAUGCCAAGGCUACACACACACCGGUCAAACAUGUUUACAGGGUGUUGCAGUGUCAAGAAGAGGAGCUUACUCAGAUGGUCUCAACCAUGUCAGACGGUUGGAAGUUUGAGCAGUUAGUCAGCAUCGGCUCCUCAUAUAAUUACGGUAAUGACGAUCAAGCGGAGUUUCUGUGUGUUGUUUCGAAGGAGCUGCACAACCAAUCAUCUUGCGCCAACAUCCAACACAGUGAGAAAGCUAAGAUUCUACAGGAGCGUGGUUCUAGAAUAUGAUCAUCUAGAACACCAAAGUUUUAGGACAUAUCAGCUCUUUAUAGAACAUUCCAUGAGCUUGUCCUCUUCACACCUCGAAAAGCACAUACACUGACAAAAUCGACAUCCGAAGCACGCAAACAACAAAUGAGGAGCAUGUCCACUGAAAAUGUCUAUAUGGUGCCUGUUAAUUUCAAUAAAAACAAGAAUGCUUUGUUUUGAUCUAUACGGAUUCAGAGACCAUUGUAGACUGGUUCUGAUUCUGUCUAGUCAGGAUUUGGAGAACCGGACCAGUGUAAAUCUCAGGGAUCAAAUGGAAUUGCACACUUCAUUCUGAAUCACAAUAUCAGUAGAAUGGACAUUUAUAGUCUACUUGUAACAAUUCUGUUAUAUCCUGAUAGAAAUGUCCAGGGCUAGUUUUAGUCUUUUGGUUUGCAUAUACAAUGAAGAUAUACAAUAUCAAUAGUUAUAUGAUAAUCAGUAAUAAUGUUGUUGCAAUAUCAGGUUUAGCACUCAUUUUAUGCAAGGUUAUAUGAUAAAGAUGUUCUAGAUUUAUUUAAAAAAGAUUGACUGACUCAUGAAACCCCUCCUAAACGCUGUUCUACAGGAUUCUUUUUACUCCUUUUUAAUAUGUAAAUUAUUGCUUUUGCACUACAGCUAUUAUAUAAUUAUUAUUAUGAUUACACUUGUGCACUUGAUCUUAAAGGGAUAGUGCCUUUUGUCUGUCAAACAAGAGAAAAAGCAAGGAUGGGGGAAGCAUUUAAAAAUCAAUGUGGUGGUUUUAGGUUUGUAUGUAGAAUGGACAAUCAUUCUGCCUUUAGUAAAUAAAUGUACUGCACUCAAAAAUAAAAAUGAUGCAUAGAAAAUGUAAUCAUGCAUGG
Molecule: messenger RNA, 1735 nt
Organism: Xyrauchen texanus (razorback sucker)
Lineage: Eukaryota; Metazoa; Chordata; Actinopteri; Cypriniformes; Catostomidae
Gene: kctd5b
Product: potassium channel tetramerization domain containing 5b
Exons: 6
Coding region: 225-875 (216 amino acids)
Biological process (GO): proteasome-mediated ubiquitin-dependent protein catabolic process; protein homooligomerization
Cellular component (GO): Cul3-RING ubiquitin ligase complex; cytoplasm
Molecular function (GO): cullin family protein binding
Source: RefSeq, a predicted model, not a curated record